Molecule: messenger RNA, 909 nt
Organism: Miniopterus natalensis
Lineage: Eukaryota; Metazoa; Chordata; Mammalia; Chiroptera; Miniopteridae
Source: RefSeq, a predicted model, not a curated record
AUGGAGAAGGAACUUCAAGACAUCCAGCAACUGGACUCCGAGGAAAACGACUACCAGCUCGGCAGGGGUGAGGGGCAAGGUGCUCAUGGACACAGCCCCAGGAGAGAAGAUGCAUUCUGGAAAGGAGCGCCUUCUUCCCAGCCCCUUCUGCUGCAGAGUCUCUGCUCCAGUUUCUGGCUCAGUCUGCUGGCCCUGGGCUUCAACAUCCUGCUGCUGGUGGCAGUCUGCGUGAUCGGGUCCCAGAGAGCACAGAUGCAAGUGGAGUUUCAGAACCUAAAAGAAGCUUUCAGCAACUUCUCCUCCAGUACCCUGACGGAGAUCCGGACUCUCAGCCUGCAUGGAGGCAGCACAGGUGACAAAGUGACAUCUCUGGAAACCAAGCUGGAGAAACAGCAGCAGGACCUGAAAGCAGAUCACACCAUCUUGCUCUUACAUCUGAAGCACUUCCCAGCUGACCUGCGCGUCCUGACCUGUCAGAUGGCCUUCCUGCGAAGCAAUGGCACAGAGUGCUGCCCCAUCAACUGGCUGGAGCAUGACGGCAGCUGCUACUGGUUCUCCCGCUCCGGGCUGACCUGGCCCGAGGCCGAGCGGUACUGCCAGCUGGAGAACAGCCACCUGGUCACCAUCAACUCCAGAGAGGAGCAGAGAUUCAUUGCACAGCACUCGAGCCUUUUUCACAUCUGGAUUGGUCUCACUGAGACCGAUGGUGCCUGGAAAUGGGUGGAUGGCACAGACUAUAGGAACAGCUACAAGAACUGGGCUUUUGGUGAGCCAAAUAACUGGCAGGGGCACGAGGAGGGCGGAAACGAAGACUGUGCUGAAGUCCAAGAGGAUGGCCAAUGGAAUGAUGACUUCUGCCUGCAGGUGCAACGCUGGGCCUGUGAGAUGAGACGGAACAUCACCAGCUAG